GAAUGUGGGAGGCGGGCGCGGGCCUGGCGGUUGUGGGGCAGCGCUGGGGCGGGCGUGAGGGCGGAGGGAGCUGUAAUUACAGGAGGGCAGAGACUGAUUAAAUAUCUCUGUAGUCUUAGAGUACAUCAUUAACAAUGCAUAGACGAUCUAAAAAUAUAAAUGCUACCCUGGAAGUUAAAGAAAAUAAGAGCAGAAGCACUGAAGAGAAGGAAGAGGCCUGUUUCCCUGAUCUGUCAAAAGACCAGAAGAUUUGCAAAGUGACUCAAUCCAAAAUCACAGUGGCAUCUGAGAAGGAGAAUUUUAGUGAUGGGAACCAAGUGCCAUUGCAAAAACCCAUGUCGAAAUACACUAAAGACCCAGAGAAAGAAUCAUACCACAACUGCAAGGAUGUUGUUAACUAUCAGCUUACUGAAUGCUUUGUUGAUACACUGAAUAGAGAUACAUUUAGUGAAUCUACCUUGCCCUUGAGCAAUAAGGAAAAUUUUUCAAAAACUAGACCUGUUUCUUUGGGGAGUGAAAGCUACUUGACACCUAGCAGAGAUAAAGCAGAAGAAAACUCUGAUUGUGGAAUAUCAGAGAAACUGAGGAGAAAGCCUGUCGAUUUUGCUACUAUAACAAUUGCUGAAUUUGGGAUUACUCCAGAAUCAUUUACUAAACAAUCUAUAGAGAAGUCUUCAACAUUGUUAAAGUUUAGACGAAGAUCAACAAUUGGAGCGCGAGGGUCCCCAGAAAAUAACACACUUAUUCGGUACCUUGCCCAACAGAGAAGGAAUAGGCAGAAAGAACUCUUUACACAGGCUAGUCCUUUUAACUAUCAAAAUGCUGGAUCAUUAAGGGACAAAAUACGUGCUUUUCAAACAUCUUUUCAAUCAGUGCAAGAAGAUGAAGGGAAGAUUGGUUUCUCUGGACUCUCACAGGUGGCUGAUCCUUCCCAGGAAGCAGGCUAUUCUCAGAACAAAGUACCUUUUACAAAAGAGCGCAACCAGUAUCAGUGGAGUGAAAAGUUAAUGUCUGUCUACAGUGGAGAUGAUUCCAAACAAAAUUUCACCAACAGCGAUAAGGCUGAUACCAAGAUAUGCAGUACCUGGUCUUCACGCCAAGAUGUGAUUGUCACUGAACCUGCUGCUGCUGGUUCAAAGAAACCGAUUUGUGAGCAACAAAAUGCUCUUGAGUUUUCGGAAGCUGAUCUGAUUAAAGAUACCUUAGAAACAAGCUGUGAUUUCAGUCCUGACUGUGUCACUAAAGAAAGUAGAAGUAAUGUUACAUCAGAUCUAAGCAGAAAGAAAGUUAUUUUUGCAGAAGAACUGAGCCUGGAAACAUUUGAUGAAACCAAGCCACCUAUCACACCACUACAAACAGGAAAUGUUUUAUUAAAUGAACAUAUACAGAGCGGGUCCCGUCUUCGAUCUGUAUUGAAGAAAACACCAGGAAAGCAAAUAAUGGAUGGCGUGAAGGUAUCAGACAAUCCUGUUGACAGAAGAGGAGGUGAAUGUCUCAAAGUCUGCAGUACCACAAACUUCUGUGAAUUAUUGCAAGCAGAGGAAACUGAAGAACACAGCUGUGAAAAGCGACAGAAGAAAAAAGUUACUUUUGGAGAAGAUCUAAGUCCAGAAAUAUUUGACAAAACUUUGCCCGCAAAUACUCCAUUGCGCAAAGGUGCAACGCCCGUCCGUCAUCCAGGAUCACAAAGCAACAGUCCAUUUACAAGAUCAAGUCUGACUGAAGAACUGUCCCAGCCAAACUUUGACUGCAGUGAUGAAUGUGUUGAACCUCUUCAAGAGUUAGUGGAGGAUUAUGUUGGUGCAGAAAACUUCUUAUCCGUUGAAAAUAUGGAAGAAACUGACAGAUCUUUUAUGAGAAGAACUCGGUCCUGUACUAAAAGAAAGUAUAGCAACAUUUCAGAGGGGACUGAUUUUAUCAUCUCAAAAGCCGCAAGUGCUAAGAAUACUAACAAUGCUAAAAAUCCAAGAAAGAACAAAUUUCAAAGACAAAAGAACAUAACCGCAUCUGCUGCCAAGAAGACACCAAGAGUAAAACAUACAAGCUAUGGAAAAAGAAGAAGAAAGAAAAAGGUAAAGAAAUCUUUAUAUGGGGAAAGAGAAAUGGCUUCCAAGAAACCUCUCCUGAGCCCAAUCCCAGAGAUUCCAGAGGUUUUCUCUUCUGCCUCAUCUCCAAACACACCAAUACAAAUGCAAGACAAACACAAGACAAAUGCAGUUUUUCCAGAUAACUCCAAAUCCAGGAAUGCUUAUGAGGAUGUGCAACAGAAGAAAGUGGUUGAAAGAAUGAAAGGAAAAAACAUCCAUGCAAUUCACUCAUGUCCAGACUCUAAGGACAUUUUGGAAGCCAGCAGCUCCAAUGAUGCAGUGUUUCAGACUUCAGAUGGUGAUCCAAAGUCUGUUUCAAGCACUGAUUACCAGUUUGCAAACACUGUUGUGCCAGAAGCAAAGUACAUAUUUGAUAUGUCUGACCACGUCCAGCAAGGUGAAGAGACUGCAUGUAUAGAAGAAGAAAAAAAAAGCAAUUCCUUAAUAGAAAACAAGAAGUUAUGGGGGAAUUUCCUAAAUAAGGCAGAGCUGCUAACAGCGCUAGAAUUCUUGGAACCUCAGGACACUGGUGUACAUGAGGAUGCCCGAAGAAUGGAGUGUUCACCGAAAGGCUGUUCAAGAGGUAGACCACCAAGAAGAGGAAGAAGUAGUACUGUCUAUGUUCCUUAUACUGAAAACUUCCAUUUUGAGACAACUGGAAGCAAUCUUCCAGUUUCUUCUUUUAAUGUGGAAGAAGUCCUAUCUGCUCCUCAACUGAAAAAUGACUCCUUAGAAGAGCCUUUUAGAAGAAUGAGUGAUGAUAGUGGUGGGAAAAGGAGGGUGAGACGCAGCAUGAGACUACAUAAAGAUGCAGAAACGGAAGGACUUGCGUGGAUUCAAGUGCCUGAUGAGAUUCAAGUGAAACCUCCGCUGUUAGCUUCCUGUUGCAAAAUUAGGAGAAGAACAAUAAGCAUGUCUGUUCUUAAAGAAUCUGAGAAAGUUCACCAUAGAGAAGAAAACCUCAUCCAAUUUUCAGUACCAGCAAAGGAAACCAAUGACUCUGUUCAUCUUGCUGAUGGUCCUUGCAAAAGGUGGAGGAGGAAAAGCAUGUGUGUAUCCACACCUCAAGAAACAGGAAAUUGGUCUCAAACCCAGAAAAGGAGCAUAACAGAAUUGGGAUACAGGAAGGAUAGAAGUAACCAAAAACACUGUGAAGAAGUAGAAAUAUCUCUUGAAAACCAGUCUGACAUUUAGCAAAACUUCAGCUACCUCUGAUUAUGAAAGAAAAGAUUUCAAAAACAUCCUAAAAAAAUUGAAAUUCGCUGCAAAUAAGAUGAUAAAGAAACAACCUCUGGCUUGGAGGGGCAGGGGAGAAGGGGGAAGCUGUUCCCAUCUUCUGUACAGAUUUUAUUUUAUCUUCUGGCACCAGCUGGGGUAGAGUUCAUAUAACUGAGGGCUAAAUUUUGUAUUAGAGUUACUAAACUAUGCUUCUUUGGAAAGGUUAAUCUUUAAAAACCCCUUUUAAAUAUUUAUUGUAUGUAACAUACUAAUUUUUAAAAAUUAAUUUGGCUAAGAAAAGUCAGUGUCCAGAAAUGAAGUACAACUUUAUUGUAUGAUAUAUGUUUCAAUCUUCAAUGUAUAUGUACUAAAUAUAGUGCAUAAUAUUCAGUAGUUGACCUGUCAUCCUACUCUUUUCAUUUGUCCAGUUUGAGCAGUGUAAUAAAAAAUGAUGACUAUAGGUGGUCUACUUAAACAUUUGGCAUUACUUUGAUUUCUCAUGCUGUUCUGUUUCAGCCCUAGUGAAAUACCUGUGCCAGCUUUCAGGAGAUAGCUCCAUGUUGAAAAUGACCUCUGCUGUGACCUUGUUUUUAUCAUUAUUGAUGUGGAAUAAAAUAUUUUAUGUGCUUGCCUGCUUUUAUAAAGCUUAAAAGAAACAGAACAGUUUCAUUUUUAUGCAUGUUUUACUUCUCUCUACAGACAUCAUCAGUUUUUCCCAAGACAAGAAAUCCUAAGGCAACUUGAAAGAAACUUCAUUAAUUAAAUGCUGUUCAUCUUGUCCUGCUUUAGAAACAUUA
Molecule: messenger RNA, 4102 nt
Organism: Dromaius novaehollandiae (emu)
Lineage: Eukaryota; Metazoa; Chordata; Aves; Casuariiformes; Dromaiidae
Gene: CDCA2
Product: cell division cycle associated 2
Exons: 16
Coding region: 135-3281 (1048 amino acids)
Biological process (GO): regulation of chromosome segregation; regulation of mitotic nuclear division
Cellular component (GO): chromosome; nucleus
Source: RefSeq, a predicted model, not a curated record